GUCUGCAGAGGAGUUCGAAUCACAGCAACGCUCGGCCCGGACCCCAUCGUGUGAAGCGUGAACAAAGGAAACGAAAUAAUUUUGACUAGAAAGAGAUAUAUAUAAAAAAAGAUAACAAGUGAGGUUGAAAGUGUGUGAAUAAUUUCUAAGGGAAAAAAGAAUAUGAGGUUGAAAGGGUGUGAAUAAUUUCUUAGAGAAAAAAAAUAAAAAAAAAAUACAAAGAAAAAUAGUCUGUAAGUAGAUCAGAAUAAACGAAGGAAGCGACAAGAGAGGAACGGAGGGCGAACACACAAAACAUGCGUAACGGAAGGGUUGGCAGCCCUGGGAGCUCUUGGUGCGAGAGAUUAAAAAUGACGUCCAUCUUUCUGCUUGUGUUUUUAGGUCAUUCAGCCAUCGGUCAUGAAGAGGAGCCGGCUGACCCCUUGAGCGCGGAGGAGGCGGUGGUCGAAGGGCCUGAGGAGCUCCGCUUCCACGGCCUCAACAUCCUGGGCAAGGACCUGGACGUGCAGAUGAGCGACCCCUCAGAGCGCGAACUCAAGAACCUGGCCAAACCGGUCGCUCGGGAGGCGCUCACGCUCGACCAGCUGAAGGAGAAGUACAAGGAAAAACUGGAAGAACUGGAGAAGAGGCAACAGCAGAAGAGACAUAACAGAGAUGAAUUGUGAUUGAAGAAGAAGAAAAGAGAGGAAAAAUGUCGAUUGUUAUUUUAAACGUUUUGUUGAAAUUUGUUUUCAAGAAAUAAAUGAAUUAGUCGUGUUUUUUUAUUUAAUUAACUUUUAUCUACUGAAUUCAAACUGUUUAAUGCAAAUUAUCUUCCAAACUGAUAACUUUCAAUAACUGAUAUGUACAGCAGUGUAUGUGCACACUAAUAUUGUAAUAAUAUAUUCUUUAGAAAGACCACACAAAACAAUUAGUAGAUAUUUAUCUAAUUUCUAUUUUGAAUAUCACUGACGCGUUUCGAUGUCACAGUUUCAUAAGAAUUACUUGAACGAUUUGGAGUGAUAGGAAAAUGACAUGCAUUCCGUACAUUACAUUAUUUACUUUUUCGCUAUCUACAAAGUCGCUGGUUACUGCUCUACAGUAAAGCAAAAUUAUCAACAGCUGGCAAGAUCACAUUUCCCAUAUGUAACAGACUUGCAGCUUCGAAAUGCUGAAAACAAGAGGUACGAACAUCAACAGAUGACGACGAUUCGGACAGAGGCAGCGUCCGAAACAACACCUUUCUCUCAGCGUUUUCAACUUAGCACGAAGCCGUCGUUCGGGGUGACUGGCUUCACCUGCUCGCCGUUGGCCGCUACGCCCUCGGAAUCUACCGGCACGGCGUCGCCCAUCACACGGAAGCCGGAGGAGUCAGCCACGUACCGGAACACGAGCUGGUAUCCUUCGGGGCUCGUCCAGCUGAGGCAGUUCGGACACAGCGUUAAUUCGGCUUAAACGCGUUGUAUUAGUCAUGCAUAUUUAUUUACAUACGGCAAAGUUAUUAAAGUUAUUAAAGUUGAUUAUGAAAGGAAACUUCGGCCGCUAACUAUACUUUUGGUUCGGCAUGGUCGGUUCAAUAAUAAAAAAAACAAAAACAUAUUGUUAAUGUAUAUACA
Molecule: messenger RNA, 1595 nt
Organism: Penaeus indicus
Lineage: Eukaryota; Metazoa; Arthropoda; Malacostraca; Decapoda; Penaeidae
Exons: 3
Coding region: 297-665 (122 amino acids)
Source: RefSeq, a predicted model, not a curated record